Fusarium coffeatum is the source of this 1551-nucleotide messenger RNA. RefSeq lists its product as uncharacterized. The transcript has a single exon. Lineage: Eukaryota; Fungi; Ascomycota; Sordariomycetes; Hypocreales; Nectriaceae. Gene Ontology annotation, biological process: amino acid transmembrane transport. The coding region runs from base 1 to 1551 and encodes 516 amino acids. Gene Ontology annotation, molecular function: amino acid transmembrane transporter activity. The record is from RefSeq and is a predicted model, not a curated record. Gene Ontology annotation, cellular component: membrane.
AUGUACAACACAAUGGAUCAAAUCAAACCAGAUCCUCAGCCCGAGGCCGCCGAAUCAGCCUCAUCGACCAAAUCCAUUGAACAGAACCCAGAGUCCGGAAACACAGAACUCGAAAGAGCCCUCCAUGGCCGCCAUCUCCAAUUCAUCGCCAUAGGUGCUGCUGUAGGUACAGGCCUUUUCAUCGGAACAGGAAACGCCCUUGCAACAGCCGGUCCAGUCUCUCUCCUCAUAGCCUUCAUCUUUGUCGGAACACUGUUGUUCUCUGUAAUGACAGCGCUCGGUGAAAUGGCUGCGUAUAUUCCUGUCGCAGGUGCAUUCACCACAUACGCGACGCGAUUCCUUGACCCAACAUUCGGGUUCGCGAUGGGCUGGAUUUAUUGGUUCAGCUGGUCAAUCACUUUCGCACUGGAAUUGACUGCAGCUGGAUUGAUUAUCCAAUAUUGGGAGAAGAGUCUGAAUAUUGGAAUUUGGAUCGCUGUCUUUUGGGUUCUUUUCACAGCGGCUAACUUCAUGCCUGUUCGCUGGUUUGGAGAAUUCGAGAUGUGGUUUUCGAGUAUCAAGGUCGUCACGAUUAUCGGAUUCAUUAUCUUUUCAAUCUGCGUCAAUGCAGGCGUUGGCGACCAAGGGUAUCUCGGGUUCAAAUACUGGAAAGACCCUGGUGCCUUCAAUGAACAUAUCGUGGAAGGCGGGAUUGGACGCUUUGUUGGCUUCUGGUCCGUCUUGAUCACCGCGGGUUUCAGUUAUCAAGGGUCUGAGCUAGUAGCUAUCGGUGCGGGCGAAACCAAGGAUCCUCGAAAGACAAUUCCUUCUGCCAUGCGUUGGACCUUUUGGGGCGUCUUUUCCAUCUUCAUCGCGACGGUCUUCUUUCUUGGUCUCAAUAUCCCUUCAACGAACAAGGACCUUCUUAGCGAGGGUCACGACGCUUCAGCAUCACCUCUAGUUAUCGUUGCUCAGUUAGCGGGAGUUCCCAUUCUGCCAUCGAUCCUCAACGCAGUCUUGUUGACGGCUGUUUUGACUGCUGCCAACUCAGACGUGUAUUCAAGCAGUCGAAUUCUCAUCUCCCUUGCCGACUCAGGCCAUGCUCCAUCCUUUUUGAAGAAGACGAAUCGGUUCGGAACGCCAUACAAUGCUGUCUCUGUCUGCGCAGCAGUUGGAUUCCUUUCGUUCCUCAAUCUGUCGAACAGUGGUACAGUCGUAUUCAACUGGUUCCUGAGUAUUACCUCGGUUGCCGGAUUUAUCGCCUGGGCCAUCAUUUCGCUUUGUCACAUUCGCUUCAUGAAGGCUCUUUCGCUUCAGGGAAUAUCACGGGCCAGCCUCCCAUACCUCGCACCCUUCCAGCCAUAUCUUUCCUGGUAUGGUCUCUUCUUCAGCACGUUGAUUAUUAUUACCAGUGGCUUUGAAGUGUUCAUCGAAUGGGAUACUAGCAAGUUCUUUACGAACUACAUCAGCUUGAUCUUAUUCCUGGCCAUGGUUAUUGGCCAUAAGUUGCUAUUCAGGACAAAGACGGUUCCGCUGGAUGAGAUGGAUCUUAUAACGGGAACAGAGAUCUAG